AUGCUGACGCAAAAAGACCCAUCAGCGAAGAAAGGAGCCACGACGGAGACUCGUCGACCUUUGCAGAAUCCCUUGCAGCAUCCUUUUAAGAACUGCCCUAAGUGCAGGGAGAUGCAGAUGCUGCGCGAGAGCUUGAGGGAGAUCGUGCUGCACGACGAUGACCUGGACCUCCAUUUCUGCGCCGAGACUUUGGCAGACCCGCUGCUCGCGUGA
This is a messenger RNA of Symbiodinium sp. CCMP2592, 213 nucleotides long. Lineage: Eukaryota; Dinophyceae; Suessiales; Symbiodiniaceae. The record is from the annotation of a GenBank genome assembly.